Messenger RNA from Culex quinquefasciatus (southern house mosquito), 1366 nucleotides. RefSeq names its product protein lifeguard 1. The coding region runs from base 109 to 876 and encodes 255 amino acids. NCBI's taxonomy places the organism in Eukaryota, Metazoa, Arthropoda, Insecta, Diptera, Culicidae. Gene Ontology annotation, cellular component: membrane. The transcript has 4 exons. The record is from RefSeq and is a predicted model, not a curated record.
UUGCUAAUUACUGGACGGCAAAAUUUGGAAGUGUGAACUGACUGUUUGAUUAUUCUAGAACCGAUGGAUUUCUGACACUUGUGAAAUUAAGAUUUGUUAGUGGUGUCAAUGAUGGAGAUGUCCACAAUGGCUGAGGUACCAUACCAAAACAUGGAGAAUCCCAGUGCGGCCGCAAAGAUGGCGGUCCACCUGGACCCGGAAAGCCAGGUUGAGAUUCGGGGAAUGACCUUUUCGGAACAAUCCAUCCGGCGAGCCUUCAUCCGGAAGGUGUAUUUAAUCCUAACAGUACAAUUGGCAAUUACAAUGGCGUUCAUCUGUCUCUUCGUCUACCACGAACCGGCCAAAGCCUUUACCCUGAAUAAUCCCUGGAUCGCCAUCACGGCUUUCAUCACAAUGUUUGCCGUUCUCAUUAUUAUGGCAUGUUGUGGCGAAAUGCGUCGCAAAACUCCCCAUAAUUUCAUAUUUUUAGCCCUCUUCACCGUAGCGCAGGGUCUUAUGUUGGGCAUCGUCACAAUCAGAUAUGAAGCUAAUGAGGUUCUAACCGCAGUUGGAAUAACAUGCCUGAUCUGCUUUGGACUGACCAUUUUCUCGCUGCAAACCAAGUGGGACUUUACCAUGAUGGGAGGCUUCCUAUUCGUAGGACUGCUGGUUGUGUUUGUGUUUGGCUUCAUUGUUGCGCUGUUCCCGGGCAGUGCUGCCAGUUCGGUUUACUCUGCCUGUGGAGCGCUGCUGUUCUCGCUGUACCUCGUGUACGACACCCAGAUCAUGAUGGGCGGCAAGCACCAGUACUCGAUCAGCCCGGAGGAGUACAUCUUUGCAGCGCUGAAUCUGUACCUGGACAUUAUCAACAUCUUCUUGUUUAUCUUGAGAAGAUAAAGAUGAGAUGGGUACUGAUUGUUGAUGCAAAGUGGUUGCAAAUCAACGAAGUGUGACGCAGCCAGCACUUGUUUGACUGUUUAAUUGUGUUUCCUAUGCAAGAUAUUCACAGCAAACUGAUUAAAAUGUACAUCCCUUUCAACAUGUGCUAAAAUGUUAACAGUUUACAUGUUUUUAUUAUGUAAGAGCUGUGCAAAUAUGACCAUAAACUCCACAUAUUUGAUUUUUGUGAUAUGUUCCACAGACCUGAAAUACUAAAUUAACCAAGUGAUGAAUACAAUAUUAUUUUGAACAUGUUUAUGACAAAGCAACGAUUAAAUAGUUGGUGUUGAGCCUACAAUUCAAUACAUUUUUAACCAAAAAAUACAAUGUAGAAAAGUAAUGUACGUCUUGGAAACCUUUAAAUAGAUGGACUUCAAAAUAUGUGAUUUUUUUCAGAACCAUAAAUCGAUCGUCAAUAAAUAAAGAUAUUUGUUUCAGAACAGCCAUA